This is a messenger RNA of Helobdella robusta, 2286 nucleotides long. RefSeq lists its product as hypothetical. Lineage: Eukaryota; Metazoa; Annelida; Clitellata; Rhynchobdellida; Glossiphoniidae. The record is from RefSeq and is a predicted model, not a curated record. Bases 1 to 2286 code for a protein of 761 amino acids. The transcript is spliced from 7 exons. Gene Ontology annotation, biological process: intracellular signal transduction. Gene Ontology annotation, cellular component: cytoplasm; nucleus. Gene Ontology annotation, molecular function: MAP kinase activity.
AUGGCAGAACUGAGCAAUGGUCGUCCAUUAUUUGCUGGUGAGAGUGAAAUUGAUCAGCUCUAUUUGAUCCAGGAAAUAAUUGGACCCCUCCCUCCCGCCAUGGUUAAAUAUUUCUUCAAGAACCACAGAUUCGAUCAUUGGAAUUUUCCAUCGGCUGGUAAAUCAAGCAGCUUGGAUGCUAACUUCAAAAAUAUUCUCCUUCCUCUUCUUCUCAGUUUUCUGAAGUCAGUCCUAGCAUUAGAUCCAAGCAUGAGAUUGACGGCCGAUGAUUGUGUUGAACACCCAUGCUUUCAAAUGGAACGCUCCUCCAAUAUUUCGCUCACCAGAAGACGAGACAGAAGAAAAAAUCAAAUUGCACAGGAUAGUGUUACAAAUGAUGAAAAUGUAAAUAAGCUUGCAAAUUUGGAUAGUUUCGUAUUGAACUCCGUAAAAAAUAGCCAUGAACCGAACUUGGAGUCUGGCCACAAUUUGGAGAAACAGUCAGAAGCUAAUUGUAAAGUUAGUGAAAGUGUCAUGGUGACAGCAUCAACUAAAUUCUUAAGGCGAAAUGGUGAUCGUUGUUGUCAGGUAACUAAAAUACCAAUCUUAAUUAAAGGUGCGAGAACUGACAAUUCGAAAGAUGUAGAUAAUAUCAACGAGCAUUGCAAACCAAACAUUGAAACUAAACUGCUAAAAGAACUGAAAACAAAAAAUUUAUUGAGUGAAAAACGUUCUUGUGAGAAAGUUACUGCAGCUUCUGAGGAAUCAUCAUCUGCUUCGGAUACCACUAAUGAAAAAAAGAUAAUCAUUAAUGAUGUUAGUUGUAGCAUUAAUAAUGAUUCCUACGAUAAUAUUAGCAGGAACGUCAGGAACAAACCCAAUCUGAAACUCCUCUUCAAACGUGCUUACAACAUGAACUCCACACCAAACGCUAGCAACGAGACUGCAGUUAAAAUAGCUAAUUUUGGAUUGCAAACCGAUAAGGGUAGCAUUGAAAGGGCUUCCAUCGAUAAACUUAACAAAAACUCGAAUAACGUUAAUCCAAGUCUCUGUCCUUCUGAAAAGAUUGUUGAUUUAAAGAAAGAUUCUAUGGAAAUUUGUAAAGGUAUCAGCUUUCCAAAUUUGGUGAACGAGAAGAAAAUAGAAAAGGAUGAAAUUGUUAGAAAUGAGAAUGAAGAUGAAAGAGACUUUGUCUCAAAUAAAGAUGGCAAACGCGAUAUUAAUAAACAUGAUAAUUUUAAUAGGAACGGACUGGCCGCUGGUAGUAAUAAUCGUUGCUCGAAAUUCGAUUGCGACUCAAACUUUAUUGAUUACGUGGACAGUUUUAAAAAGUUCCGCAGCAAGAUGUGCCAAAAUGUUGUUUGUGCUAGCGCUAGUGACAGCAUGAGUUGUAACGUAAAGAGGAAUCGAGUGUUAUAUUUGAGUCCAAUAGAAAAAUGGGAGCGUAGUGAUGUUAUGAAGGAAGAUGAAGAAUGUGAUAAAGUAAAAGGUAUUCAUCUCCACAAAUCUGUCAUUGCUUCGUCAUCUUUACAUACGUGCAAUGAAGUUGAUGAUAACGAUGGCGAUGAUUCUGGCGGUGAGAACGUCGCUGAUUGCGGACGAAUAGUAAGAAAUUAUUACGAAGAAGUGGGAAUAGACGUGGAGGAGCACAAAUGUAUCUGGUCCAAUAUGGUGACCGACGAGGAUGGGGAUGUAUGUAACGGUGAUCAUAAUUUUCAACACCACGGGGCAAACAAUAUAGCUGGCAACGCUGGUGAUGGCGUCAACAGUGGUGCUAACUGUUCCACGCAUGAACCAUACCAACCAAAUUGCAUUAACCGUGAGCAAACUUUAACACCUGACAUCGAUUGUGUGGAAGACGAUGAUACUUUUUCAGAUUUAAACAUUUGCCAAAAGAGGUUGAACAAAGAAGGCCGUCCACGACAUUCGGGAGAAGGACGACAUCUUCAACUACUUCUUGAUGGGCGACGCGAAGAAAGUUUGCCGGUAGACAAUGAACAGCAAUCAGUAAGAUUUGACGAGGAUCGCGAACAACAAAUUCCACCUGUUGUUUUGAAAAUCAACCUUCACGAAAUAUACUUCAAUGUGCUCGUCAACAACCUUUUCAAUCAUCUCAACGAGUUGCUCAACAAAGUGACGCUAACGAAAAAAAAUCUGCGAUACAACAGCCAGCGCACCAACGUGAUAAAAAACAAGAAAUCUUUCAAGAACAUCAUGAGACACAACGGCAACAUCAUUCCUACACAAAACCGAUACGCAAACGUUGGAAAAAGAUGGGAAAAUCCUAAUUUUGAAUUGUGUCUUUAA